CAGGUCUGGGCAGCGGAAGCCGCGCCAGCGCCAGCAGUAGCGGCGGCGGCUGCAGCGCCGCGCACAAAGCCAGCAGACAUGAGUGAGUCGGUGGUCUGCUCGACUCGAGCCACGGUGAUGCUCUACGAUGACGCCAACAAGAAGUGGGUGCCGGCCGGGGGCGGCCCCCAGGCCUUCAGCCGCGUCCAGAUCUACCACAGCCCUGCCAACAACACGUUCCGGGUGGUGGGCCGCAAGAUGCAGCCGGACCAACAGGUGGUCAUCAACAGUCCGAUCGUGAAGGGGCUGAAGUACAACCAGGCCACGCCGAACUUCCACCAGUGGCGCGAUGCCCGCCAGGUCUGGGGGCUCAACUUCGGCACCAAAGAGGACGCCAGCCAGUUCGCCAGCGGGAUGAUGCAGGCGCUGGAGGUGCUGGACUCCGGGAAUUCUGCGCCGCCGCGGCCGAUGCAAAAUGGCCCCUCGGCAGACGAAAUGGCGGAGCAGCAGAAAAGGCAGCAGCUGGAGCGAGAGCAGCAGGAGCAGGCCGAGCGAGAACGGCGGGUGACCAUCUCAGGACCGCCUGCCACCCCCUCAGGGGGAGCCCCCCCACCACCCCCGGGACCACCGCCAGCUCCACAGUGCCCACCCCCAGGACCUUCGUCAGGCCUGCUGGGACAGCCUCCAGGAGCGCCACCGGGCCCACCGCCCCCUCCGGGGCCACCCCCCCCACCUGGGCCGCCCCCAUGCUCUGCACCCACAGGAGGGGGGCCGCCCCCAGCCCCACCCCUCCCCCCUUCCCAGGGCCCUGCCGGGGGUUCCGGGCCGCCCACCGGCUUGGCUGCGGCACUCGCUCAAGCAAAGCUCAAGAAAGUCGGCAAGGAGGAGGGACCAAAGGCUGCCCCCGGAGCUGCAGCCCCUCCCAGUGGCCCAGGCGGGGGGGGCCUCAUGGAGGAAAUGAGCGCCAUGCUGGCACGGCGGAGGAAAGUUGCGGAGCAGGGCGAGAAGCCCCUUCCCAGGAAAGACGACAGCCCUGCGCACGACGAUGCAGAGGCUGCGGGUGCCAAGACCACAGACUCCUUCCGGAGGCCCUGGGAGAAGACCAGCACGACGCUCCCCAGGAUGAAGUCUGCCGGGGCGAUUACCGGGUCAGAACCGGCAGGAGGAGGAGCUGGGGAUGAAUCGGAGCUGGAACGGGUGAAGCAGGAGCUUCUGCAGGAGGUCCGGCGUGAGCUGCAGAAGAUGAAGGAGGAGAUCAUUCAGGCGUUCGUGGCGGAGCUACGGAAGCGGGGAUCGCCUUAGCCCCCUGCCACCCGUGGGGCCACCGGUGGCUGCAGCUGAAUCCUCCCCAUGCGCAGACGAGAAUAAACAAUGAGAAAAAAUGAAGAAGAAACCCGAUCACCUUCCCCCCCAUCAUGCACCAGACGAGCCCCUCCCCACACAGACUCACACAGAGCCCCCCUUCCCCGCUGGCUCCGAGGCCUCUGGCCCCCGCUGUGCAAUUUCCAGGUGGGGGAGGGACGAUCGCAGCGGUCCCCACCCCAGGAAGGGCCGGACCCCCACCUGUGCCUUACCCAGAGCAAUAGCAGCACCGCCCCCCGCCCGGCCUGCCCCUUGCAGAGAGGCUGUUCCCACGGGGCCGGGGGCCGCUUCCCUGGCGGAACGGGCCUCUGGCUGCCCCACACUGCCAUUCCCGGAGGGUGCGCCCCCCUUCCUCUUCCCUCGUUCGGCGUCCAUGUUCCACGUCCCCUUCCCCUGGAGAGGGGGUGCAGGCAGCGUGGGCAGGGGGCACGGCCCUCCGAGGGGCGCCCUGGCGAGCACCUGCUUCCCGAAGAGGUGCCCCUGGCUGGGAGAAUCCCCACCCCCCGCUCAGCUCGAGACGCUUCCUUCCCUGGAUUCGGGCCGACGCCGGCGACCUGCUUCGCGGCCCCGGCCGGGCCUGCCUCCUCGGGCAGUCCGUGGCGCAAGCUGCCUUCCUCCCGCGGUCCUCCUUCUGCGGAGGCGAGGCUGCAGGGGUCCGGGCAGAGGGGCAGAGGACCGACCGGGGCGGCUGCACAGGCUGCGGGGCAGCAUCUGCCAGGAGCACCUUCACCCCGGCAGCCCCGGCCGGUGGCUGCCCGUUUGCCAGCCGCGGCCCUUUCGGGGCACCACUCCUGCGGUGCCUGUGGCCAUGCAUGCGCCCCCCGAGAGGAGGGAACUCCUCCCGAAUCAGGGCCCUCAGCCCUCCACACACUUCCAAGGACCCUUCCUUGUUUCACACACGCGGCUGGUUUUUCUUGGUUUUGUAACUUUUGAUUUUACACAUGGCGAACGGGGUACUUCUCAGAAUAUUUUACCUGUUCCUGCUCCCACCUUUCUGGGUCCUUUUUAAAAAUGUUUUCACCCUCUGCCUCCGUCAGGCUGUGGAGGGAGGCGGGACAGGCUCUUGGCUUUUCUACUGAGCUGUAAUUUUUGACGUUUGUUUUUGUUGAGCUGGAUGGAAUAUUAUAUUUUGAUUUAUUAUUAUUAUUAUUACUGAUCUGCUGGGUAUUUCUGCCCGAUUUCUACCUACCCUUCCAACACGCAGCACCCGCUCACCUGCCGAUGGGCACGAGGGUCUUGGGCACAUGCACCAAACUUCUUUAGGAAUAAAUCUUUUUCCUUUUUUGAAAAAUUGCAAAA
Molecule: messenger RNA, 2640 nt
Organism: Varanus komodoensis (Komodo dragon)
Lineage: Eukaryota; Metazoa; Chordata; Lepidosauria; Squamata; Varanidae
Gene: VASP
Product: vasodilator stimulated phosphoprotein
Exons: 13
Coding region: 79-1281 (400 amino acids)
Biological process (GO): actin cytoskeleton organization; neural tube closure; positive regulation of actin filament polymerization
Molecular function (GO): SH3 domain binding; profilin binding
Source: RefSeq, a predicted model, not a curated record